Miniopterus natalensis is the source of this 6733-nucleotide messenger RNA. The record is from RefSeq and is a predicted model, not a curated record. NCBI's taxonomy places the organism in Eukaryota, Metazoa, Chordata, Mammalia, Chiroptera, Miniopteridae.
AUGGGGGGGGACGACGUUGGUGCUUCUGAAACCAUGGCCCCCGUCAUCGUGAUCCCCCCGGGCAACAGGAGCGUGGUGGCUGGGUCCAGCGAGGUCACCUUGGAGUGCAUCGCGAAUGCCAGGCCCCUGGAGGAGCUGCGUGUGAGCUGGAAGAGGAACCAGGGGACGGUCACCAGCGGGCUCCACAGCUCUGGGAGGCGCCUCACCAUCAGCAGCCCCACGGCCGCGGACACCGGGGAGUACGUCUGCGAGGCAGCGCUGGCCGGGGGCGCGUCCGAGCCGGCCAGAGCCAAGGCCUUUCUCUCCAUCACAGAGCCUCCGUACUUCACUGCUGAGCCCGAGGGCCGGAUUGUGGCGGAGGUGGGAGAAACCGUGGACGUCCCGUGUGAAGCCAUGGGGGCCCCUCUGCCCACACUGCGGUGGUUCAAGGACGCCGUGCCCCUCAGCCAGCUUCGCAACCCCCGCUACAGACUGCUCCCCGCUGGCGGCCUGCACAUCGAGGGGCUGCAUCCCGAGGACUCCGGGAUCUUCCAGUGUUUUGCCAGCAACGAAGGUGGCGAGGUCCAGACCCACACCUACCUGAAUGUCACCAAUGUGGCUCCGACCUUCACACAGCUGCCCACGGACACCACGGUCACCGAUGGGAUGACAGCCACGCUGAGGUGUGAGGUGUCUGGGGCUCCCAGACCCGCCGUCACGUGGAGGAGAGGGAGCCGCAUCCUGGCCAGCGGCUCCGUGCGGAUUCCCCGGUUCUUGCUGCUUGAGUCUGGGGGCCUGCGGAUUACCCCCGUCUUCGUCCAGGAUGCCGGCACCUACACCUGCCACGCAGCCAACGCGGAGGGGGCCCUGGACGCGUCGGCCACGCUCACUGUGUGGAAUCGCACGUCCAUCGUCCACCCUCCUGAGGACCUCGUGGUGAUCAAGGGGACCACGGCCACGCUGCGCUGCGGAGCCACCCACGACCCCCGCAUCUCCCUCCACUACGUCUGGAAGAAGGACAGUGUGGUCAUCAGCCCGUCCAGCAGCUCCAGGGUCGUGGUGGAAAAGGGUGGGUCCCUACUCAUCAGCCAGACGUGGUCGGGCGACAUCGGCGACUACACCUGCCAGAUCCUCUCCGAGGGCGGGAACGACUCCCGGACGGCCCGGCUGGAGGUGAUCGAGCUGCCUCACCCCCCGCAGAACCUGCUGGCCAGCCUGGACGCCUCCCGCAGCCACACUGUGCUGCUGUCCUGGGUCCGCCCCUUCGACGGGAACAGCCCGGUCCUGUACUACGUCGUGGAGCUGUCAGAGAACAACUCUCCGUGGAAAGUGCAUCUGUCCAACGUUGGCCCCGAGAUGACGGGCGUCGCCGUGAGUGGCCUGACCCCAGCUCGCACCUACCAGUUCAGGGUGUGUGCCGUGAACCAAGUGGGCAAGGGCCAGUACAGCGCCGAGACGAGCAGGUUGAUGUUACCUGAAGAACCACCCAGCGCUCCCCCGAAAAACAUAGUGGCCAGUGGGCGCACCAACCAGUCCAUCAUGGUGCAGUGGCAGCCACCCCCGGAGACAGAGCACAACGGGGUGCUACGGGGAUACAUCCUCAGGUACCGUCUGGCCGGGCUGCCCGGGGAGCACCAGCAGAAGAACAUCAGCAGCCCCGAGGUCAGCUACUGCCUGGUGACCGAGCUGAUCGUCUGGACGCAGUACGAGAUCCAGGUGGCCGCCUACAACGGGGCGGGCCUGGGCGUCUUCAGCAGGGCGGUGACCGAGUACACCUUACAGGGAGUGCCCACUGCGCCCCCGCAGAACGUGCAGGUGGAAGCCGUGAACUCCACGACCAUCCGGUUCCUGUGGAAGCCCCCACCCCAGCAGUUCAUCCACGGCAUCAACCAGGGGUACAAGCUCCUGGCGUGGCCUGCCGAUGUCCCCGAGGCUGUCACUGUCGUCACCAUCGCUCCGGACUUCCACGGCGUCCACCACGGGUACAUCACCCACCUGAGGAAGUUCACGGCCUACUUCACGUCCGCCCUGUGCUUCACCACUCCCGGGGACGGGCCGCCCAGCACGCCCCAGCUCGUCCGGACUCACGAGGACAGACCGGGAGCUGUGGGGCACCUGAGUUUCACGGAGAUCCUGGACACGUCCCUCAAGGUCAGCUGGCAGGAGCCCCUGGAGCGGAACGGGGCCAUCACAGGCUAUAGGAUCUCGUGGGAGGUUUACGGAAGGAACGACUCUCGGCUCACAGACACACUCAACAGCUCGACGCACGAGUAUAAAAUCCAAGGGCUGUCCUCUCUCACCACCUACACCAUCGACGUGGCUGCCAUCACGGCGGUGGGCGUGGGCCUGGUGACCUCGUCCACCAUUUCUUCUGGCGUGCCCCCAGAACUUCCCGGAGCCCCGUCCAACCUGGUCAUUUCCAACAUCAGCCCCCGCUCGGCCACCCUGCAGUUCCGGCCAGGCUACGACGGGAAGACGUCCAUCUGCAGGUGGAUCGUGGAGGGGCAGGUGGGUGCCAUCGGUGAGGAGGAGGAGUGGGUCAGCCUGUACGAGGAGGAGAAUGAGCCGGACGCCCAGACCCUGGAGAUCCCAAACCUCACGCCCUACACCCAUUACAGGUUCCGAAUGAAGCAGGUGAACGUGGUGGGGGCCAGCCCCUUCAGCCAGUCCUCGCGGGUCAUCCAGACGCUGCAGGCGCCCCCGGACGUGGCUCCGUCCAGCGUCACCGUCCGGACGGCCAGCGAGACCAGCCUGCGGCUGCGCUGGGUGCCCCUGCCCGACUCCCAGUACAACGGGAACCCCGAGUCCGUGGGCUACAGGGUCAAGUACUGGCGCCCGGACCUGCCGGCGCCCGCGCUGGCGCAGGUCAUCAGCGACCGGCUGGAGCGGGAGGUCGCGCUGGAGGAGCUGGAGGAGUGGACGGAGUACGAGGUGCAGAUGCAGGCCUUCAACGCCAUCGGCGCGGGGCCCUGGAGCGAGGUGGUGCGCGGGCGCACGCGGGAGGCAGUCCCUUCGGCCGCCCCCGAAAACGUGUCUGCCGUGGCGGUCAGCUCGACCCAGAUCCUGCUGACAUGGGCCUCGGUGCCUGAGCAGGACCAGAACGGGCUCAUCUUGGGCUACAAGAUCCUGUUCCGGGCGAAGGACCUGGACCCCGAGCCCAGCAGCCACGUCGUGCGGGGGAACCACACGCAGUCGGCGCUCCUGGCGGGCCUGCGCAAGUUCGUGCUGUACGAGCUGCAGGUGCUGGCGUUCACGCGCAUCGGGAACGGGGUCCCCAGCACACCCCUCAUCCUGGAGCGGACCAAGGACGAUGCCCCAGGCCCCCCGGUGAGGCUGGUGUUCCCGGAGGUGAGGCUCACGUCCGUGCGGAUCGUGUGGCAGCCGCCAGAGGAGCCCAACGGCAUCAUUCUGGGGUACCAGAUCGCCUAUCGCCUGGCCAGCAGCAGCCCCAACACGUUCACCACCGUGGAGGUCGGCGCCACGGUCAGGCAGUUCACGGCCACAGAGCUGGCCCCGGAGUCGGCCUACACCUUCCGGCUGUGCGCGAAAACAAGGCAGGGCUGGGGGGCGCCGCUGGAGGCCACCGUCAUCACCACCGAGAAGAGAGAGCGGCCGGCGCCCCCCAGAGAGCUCCUGGUGCCCCAGGCGGAAGUGACCGCGCGUAGCCUCCGGCUCCAGUGGGUCCCGGGCAGCGACGGGGCCUCCCCAAUCCGGUACUUCACUGUGCAGGUGCGGGAGCUGCCCAGGGGACAGUGGCAGACCUAUUCAUCGUCCGUCAGCCACGAGGCCACGGCCUGCGCAGUCGAAAGGCUGAGGCCCUUCACCUCCUACAAGCUGCGCCUGAAGGCCACCAAUGACAUCGGGGACAGUGACUUCAGCGCAGAGACGGAGGCGGUGACCACACUGCAGGACGUUCCAGGGGAGCCUCCAAGUUCUGUGUCAGUGACGCCCCACACCACCUCCUCCGUCCUGAUCCAAUGGCAGCCUCCGAGGGACGAAAGCCUGAACGGCCUCCUCCAGGGGUACAGGAUCUACUACCGGGAGCUGGAGUACGAGGUGGCAUCGGUCACUGAGUCCAAGACGCUCAAAAACCCCUUGGCGUUACGGAGCGAGCUCACAGCCCACAGCAGCUUCAAGACCGUGAACAGCAGCUCCACCCUGACCACGUACGAGUUAACACAUCUGAAGAAGUACCGGCGCUACGAGGUGAUCCUGACGGCCUUCAACAUCAUCGGGGAGAGCCCGGCCACCGCGCCCGUGGAGGUCUUUGUUGGCGAGGCCGCCCCGGCCAUGGCCCCGCAGAACGUGCAGGUGAGCCCGCUCACGGCCAGCCAGCUGGAGGUCACCUGGGACCCGCCGCCGCCCGAGAGCCAGAACGGGAACGUCCAGGGCUACAAGGUUUACUACUGGGAGGCGGACAGCCAGAACGACACGGAGAAAAUGAGGGUGCUGUUCCUGCCCGAGACCCUGGUGAAGCUCAAGAACCUGACCAGCCACACCCGCUACCUGGUCAGCAUUUCCGCCUUCAACGCUGCUGGAGAUGGGCCCAAGAGCGACCCCCGGCAGGGACGCACCCACCAGGCUGCGCCCGGGAGCCCCAGCUUCCUGCUGUUCUCAGAGAUCACCUCCACCACGCUCAACGUCUCCUGGGGUGAGCCGGCCGCCGCCAACGGCAUCCUGCAGGGCUACCGCGUGGUGUACGAGCCCUUGGCCCCCGUCCAAGGAGUGAGCAAGGUGGUGACCGUGGACGUCCAAGGGAACCGGCAGCGCUGGCUGAAGGUGCGGGACCUCACCAAGGGCGUCACCUACUUCUUCCGGGUCCAGGCGCGGACCAUCGCCUACGGGCCCGAGCUGCAGGCCAACGUCACUGCGGGGCCGGCCGAGGGCUCCCCAGGGUCCCCUCGAGACGUCUUGGUCACCAAGUCCACCUCUGAACUGACCCUGCGGUGGAGCGAGGGGCACGCCGGCCGGGCGCCCACCACAGGCUACGUCAUAGAGGCCCGGCCCUCAGAUGAAGGCCUGUGGGACACAUUCGUGAAGGACAUUCCCCGGAGCGCCACAUCCUACACCGUCGGCCUGGACAGGCUCAGGCCAGGAGUGACCUACGAGUUCCGCGUAGUGGCUGUGAACCAGAUGGGCUACGGGGAGCCCAGCAGCCCGUCCACGGCUGUGUCAGCUCAAGCGGACGCCCCGUUCUACGAGGAGUGGUGGUUCCUGCUGGUGGUGGCCCUGUCCAGCCUCAUCAUCGCCCUGCUGGUGGUCUUCGCCCUGGUCCUGCGCGGGCAGAGCCGGCGGCACCGGNNNNCGGCCCUAGGUAAGAGCGUCUCCCACGUGGAGGAGCCCAUGACCCUGGACAACGGGGGCUUCGCCGCCUUGGAGCUCAGCAGCCGCCACCUCAGUGUGAAGGGGACUUUCUCCAAGAAGAACGGGACCAGGUCGCCGCCCCGGCCAAGCCCCGGUGGGCUGCACUACUCGGACGAAGACCUUUGCAACAAGUACAACGGGGCCGUGCUGACCGAGAGCAUGAACCUCACCGAGAAGUCGGUGGACGCAUCGGAAUCCGAGGGCACCGACUCGGAGUCGGAGGACGCGCCCCCCCAGCACUCCUUCGUCAACCACUACCUGAGCGACCCCACCUACUACAACUCGUGGAAGCGGCAGGCCCCGGGGGGGCGGGCGGCCCCGCACAGGUACGAGGCCGUGGCAGGCGGCGAGGGCCCACCCCUGCACACUGUGGUCACCACGCAGAGCGCCGUGUUCGCGCCCGCGGGCCCCGGCGCCCGGACUCCGCUCACCGGCUUCUCCUCCUUCGUGUGACGGCCUCGCCCAGCACCGCGGGGACCCCGGAGUCUGUUCCUAAGACAAUCAGCUCCAGGAACUGAGCUCACGCCUGCGUUUGAAAGGAGCCUGAGAGGCGACGUCCUGCCUGCUCCGAGUGACACUAGGUUCCCAUUGGGACGGUUUCCAGUGGCUUUUUGUAACGUGGCUGCAGGAGGGGAUCCUUUGUUUCUCUUUUCUUUUUACGAGAAGGUGUGUUUCUCUGGUGCAAUGCUGGGCACCCGGCCUCGAGGGCCCAGGCUGGGCGGCUCCAUCUGGCACCCACCCCGGAGGCCGGAGGGGGAGGAGCGGGGUCAGCGAGGCCGCCUGCCCCCAGACCCUCGGCCUCCUCUCUACCUCCCGGCCUCCCCGCACAACCAGGGCUCCCCUGCCCCACCCGCGCGGGGCAGCCCCCUGGGGUUUGCAGGAAGGUCUGGCCGGCUCCGCGCUCCUGCCCCGGCUGCCCCGUCGGGCCCUGAGAUGCUCCCGCUCGGCAGUUCCGGUCGGGGGGCCAGCUUGACCGCUCCCGCCGGGCAGGAGACUCCGAGGUGCUGUCCUCUGGCUCGUGAUGGCUCGGCAGCCACACCUGUGUCAUCCCAGUGGCGAAACACGGGCCCUUUCCUUCCUUCCUUCCUUUAAACUGGACAGAGCGGGAGCAGGAAAUCACCCCCCACUGGACCCCCCCCGGAGCCGGCUCCUCCGUGAACACAGCACACGGCCACCGCCCACCCGAGGGAGACAGCGCUGCAGAACCGCUGUGGGAGAGGUGCAUUGUCAGCCAGAGUAUUUUUUAAAUCUUUUUACCUUUUUUUAAAAUAUGUCACAUGAAAUGAAUGAGUCUGCUGUCUCCAGGUGCCUUUUAUUAAUUGUUUAGCUUUGUACAUGGGGCGGAUGGGAAGCGACAGUGUCUCCAAAUAAAGCAAAGGCUCUGAGGAAA